Messenger RNA from Diutina rugosa, 1200 nucleotides. RefSeq lists its product as uncharacterized. The transcript has a single exon. Gene Ontology annotation, biological process: positive regulation of transcription by RNA polymerase II. Gene Ontology annotation, cellular component: nucleus. NCBI's taxonomy places the organism in Eukaryota, Fungi, Ascomycota, Pichiomycetes, Serinales, Debaryomycetaceae. Gene Ontology annotation, molecular function: transcription cis-regulatory region binding; DNA-binding transcription factor activity. The coding region runs from base 1 to 1200 and encodes 399 amino acids. The record is from RefSeq and is a predicted model, not a curated record.
AUGGUUCCCAGAUUUGUCAUUACGGGCAGCGACGACCUGCAAUUGAGGGCAAUUACUCAAUUAGCGCUUCAGCUGACAUUGUUAUUUACUGCAAUCGUGGCCGUCGCCGCCAGCGACGUCGCCAGCGCCCAGGGCGCCCAAAAUGCUUUUAAUCUAGGGGCUAACCGCCGCCGCUACGCCGCCGUGGCGCUGACACUACACUCUCAAACGCUGACAAUGCUACCAGAAAUCAUCAAACAGUACCAGGACCAAGCGGUGGCGCCGCACCAGUGGGACGACGUGGUGGCGACUCAUAUAGUGCUUGCGCUUGGCGACAUUGGUAGUGGGCGCCCGGCGCAGUGGCUCGCGCACAUUCACGACGCCCGCAGUCUACUUUUGCAGCCAGCAAUAACCACUAACCCGACACUUAUGGGUCGAUUUCUCAUUGAGGUUUUCGUAAACCACGAAGUGGCGUCGGUCAGUGCCUGGGAACCGCCCAAAAGGCGUGCCUCAUCGGUCAAUUUUUCAGUAUCUGAUUCAUUGAUUAAUGAUAUGGGGCAUCACUUAAAUCCAGGAAUACUGGCGGUAUUCGGGACGCUGGCACGACUAUUGCUGUUGAUUCACCAAACUACCCGUUUAGCCCGUCAGUAUGAAGCGAUGGUACAACGCUCUAACCCUUCAGAUAAUGAUUAUGGUUGGGUGUCAAAUGAGCGCCACGCCAUUGAGGCCCAAUUGGUACAGCUAUACCAGUACCCUACAACCGAUAUGGGAGCCCAAGCCUUAUCACAAGUAUUUGAAGCGAAGCGGCUUGCUGCCAUCGUCUACUUAUUUGCUCGAGUCGACGUGGAAUACUUUAAUCUUCGCCAUGACAUCCCAGCAGAAAUCGCACCACCUGAACUGCCUAAGGUGUACGCCGAUAAGUUCCGCCAAGUGAAACAAGUCAGCUGUGCCGUGCUCGACAUUGUUGCCCAGAUUUCCGAGCCUACUCCCGCCCUUAUAUGGCCGCUUUUUGUCAUCGGUGUGGUACUGGCUGAUAGCGAUGACCUCCGCUGGGGGAUAUUAUACCAGCUUGAUCGCAUCGGAGGGAGCCGUCACCUGGCCCAAGUGGAACGAGUCAUUCAUAUCCUUGAGCGGGUGUGGAACGAAACGGAUUUGGACGCGGGGCUGGGGCGGUGGCUGGAGAUUUUGGUGGGGAAAGGCCCUCCUCCCAGCUUGACGUGA